CGCCUCGAAGCCUUGUGGAUAUUGACCAGCUCGCAUCAUUCGAGAUGAGACAGGACGCUGGACGCGUGACCUGCUCCUGAUGUCAGAGAAUGACUCCCAACUUGGCAGACAUGACACCCGAACAGCUCGCAGUGCCAUGGGAACAGGGAGAAGACGAGAGCGAGGUGAAGGUUCUGCUAGGGGAGGGGCUGGAGGCGGAGCUAAACCACGACAAUCAAGAAGUUACUUAUCACCAAGGAGGAGAGAGCACCUGCUGGCAACCUAGAACCUUAAACGAAAGUGACGAGCCGUUCUGCAGGAUCUGCCACGAGGGAGGGAGCUCUGGGGAGCUGGUGUCCCCGUGCGAGUGCUCCGGCACCCUGGCCAUGGUUCACCGUGCCUGCCUCGAGCGCUGGCUCACCUCGUCCAACAGCAGCCACUGUGAACUCUGCCGCUACCAGUUCUCCCUGGAACGGCUGCCCAAGCCGCUCACAGAGUGGCUGCGCUCUCCGUCCAUGCAACACCAGCGCAGAACCCUGUGUGGCGAUGUGGUGUGCUUCCUCUUCAUCACCCCACUGGCCACCCUGUCAGGCUGGCUGUGUGUCCAGGGAGCCCUGGACCUCCACCACACCAACGGGUACGAGUCCCUGGGACUACUGGUCCUGACCCUAGCCCUCUUCACCAUCUACAUCUUCUGGACCAUGGUGUCCGUGCGCUACCACAUCCACCUCUUCCAGACAUGGAAACUAACCGACCAGAGGGUUCGACUGCAGAUCCCCCCGCUAUCGGGCUCCAAACACAGUCACAUGGCAGUCAUCGCCUGCCCCUUCAGCAAGGACACCAGCAAAGAGACUAUGGUGUGAUUCUGUUGGAUUUUAACCAUCAGGGAGUGUACACUCAUUUGAAAACCCUGCACGGACAGAAGCGAAGGACACAUAUUUGGUUAUUCUUCUGGGGACCGAAGAAACUGGAUGUCAAUGUUUUAUCGGUUAAAACAUCCGCUUAAACUUUGAGCGGAAAAGAAAAACCCAAUUGAAGUUAAGAUUGGAAAUUCAGAGAACUGCUAGAAGCUGUGGAGGGAUUAAUUACACAAUUGUUCUGUUGACAAGCCUGGACUUCUGGGAACAGUCAUAGAAACAGCUAAGUCUAAUGACAAUCAAUUAGAAGUCAUUAAUGUCUGCAAUAAUUCCUAUGGAAGAUAACGAAUCAGAGCUCUGUGGAGUAGAACUUCCUACUACUUCUACGUGGAGGGUCACAUGAUUUCCUUUCAAGAAGAUAAUGUUCCAAAUAAAAGCACAACCCAUCAAAAUGUGCAUUUGUAUCCAAAGUACGAGGAUUGGACUGGCAAGAAGCACUCAGUGUUUGCUUUGUUUAGAAAACUUUAUUAUGCAAUUUAUUUACAUUUUAUGUAGCUUCCUGUAAUUUACCCCAGGGUGCAAAAACCAUUCGAUGCACACACAGACAAUUUAAUUAAACAAAGACACUGCCGGAAGAAAAUAACUUGCCAACGUUUUUUCCUGUAAAAUCCAGAAUACAGUGAUUGAGAAGCAUUUGACCUUUGUAUGGACAGAAGGCAAAUGGGACUCUUUAAAUUGU
This is a messenger RNA of Gadus chalcogrammus (walleye pollock), 1575 nucleotides long. RefSeq lists its product as uncharacterized. The record is from RefSeq and is a predicted model, not a curated record. Gene Ontology annotation, biological process: protein ubiquitination. The transcript has 5 exons. The coding region runs from base 90 to 842 and encodes 250 amino acids. NCBI's taxonomy places the organism in Eukaryota, Metazoa, Chordata, Actinopteri, Gadiformes, Gadidae. Gene Ontology annotation, molecular function: zinc ion binding; ubiquitin-protein transferase activity.